CUGAUGGACUUAAUGCAAUUCACGAAGCCAAAUUAGUGCAUAAAGAUUUUUAUCCCGUAAAUAUAGUUAAUCAAAAUAUGUAUAGUUCUUACAUUACUGAUUUUGGUUUAUAUAGACCAGUAUCAAAAGACGCAAACUCUAAAGAACUUUUUGGGGUGUUUCCCUAUAUUUCUCCAAAAAAUAUUCCACAUGACGAGGAACUAACAAUUCGAAUUUAUUACAGCCUUAGACCUGAAAUUAGAUGCGAGGUUCCUCAAUUACUUUUGAAUCUAUUGCAUAAGCAGAACCUCAAAACAGACCAACUGCUGAAGGAUUAG
Ambispora leptoticha is the source of this 317-nucleotide messenger RNA. Lineage: Eukaryota; Fungi; Glomeromycota; Glomeromycetes; Archaeosporales; Ambisporaceae. The record is from the annotation of a GenBank genome assembly.